Molecule: messenger RNA, 507 nt
Organism: Theileria orientalis strain Shintoku
Lineage: Eukaryota; Apicomplexa; Aconoidasida; Piroplasmida; Theileriidae
Exons: 1
Coding region: 1-507 (168 amino acids)
Source: RefSeq, a predicted model, not a curated record
AUGGAGGACGUGGAAGACGUUUUUAUCGCACCAGCAAAAAAACUUAACUCGAACCAGCUGGAAAUUGUCAAUUUUCACAGGAAACUGACAGAAUUUUGGCAAAGUAACUCGCAAUAUAAAUCAAGAAUAACACCGAAGCAUCCAUUUAGAAACAAGGAGCACUUUGGAUACUCUCCACCUCUGAACGAAGAUUUCGACGCGGAAUUGGAGUCGUUUCUGAAGAACAGAGACUCGACGCUGAUCCCAAAGGAGUUGAUGUACACGAACAAGGUGGAAUUUUUUAACCGCCAGGUGGACAGUAAGUCGCUGCGACAGAAACUGACGUCGAAGUUGAUUAACAUGGAAAGGAAGGAGAGUGAGCUGAAGACGGACGAAAGCGACCACGAGAUGAAGAGGAAGAGCGAAAUGGAGAACUCGUUCAACGAGUCGGAGGAAGUAGUGGGAGACUACAAGUACUCCUUCUGCGAAGAAGAGGAACUAGAUAACGAGAACGAAUACAACUACUAG